This is a messenger RNA of Trematosphaeria pertusa, 612 nucleotides long. RefSeq lists its product as uncharacterized. The transcript is spliced from 2 exons. NCBI's taxonomy places the organism in Eukaryota, Fungi, Ascomycota, Dothideomycetes, Pleosporales, Trematosphaeriaceae. The record is from RefSeq and is a predicted model, not a curated record. Bases 1 to 612 code for a protein of 203 amino acids.
AUGCACGCAAAGCUCACUCUCGCCGCCGUAGCGGCCAUCGUCACCCUCGCAACCGCCGCCGCUAUCCCCGUCCCCAACGAUGCCCCCGCAUUCACCCAAAACCAAGUCCGCCGUACUACGCCCGACAGCCGCAACGCUCAACCCGUCAUUCCACACGAACGGGAGCUCGAAGCGGCCCACGAUGGCGCGACCGCGUACCAUUUAAACAAGAGACAAGACGACGUCGUAGUCACACAGAACGUCACCGAGACGGACACCGUCAUUUACACAGUCCAGGAAGUCAGUGACCAGAAGAAGAAAAGGAAAUAUGGAGGUGCGAGAUUGGCCAAGAGACAAGACGACGACGUCGUAGUCACGCAGAACGUGACCGAGACGGACACCGUCAUCUACACAGUCCAGGAAGUCAGUGACCAGCCGGCACAGAAGAAGAGGAGGCGAUAUGAAGGCGCGAGAUUGGGCAAGAGACAGGACGACGUCGUCGUCACGCAGAACGUCACGGAGACGGACACCGUCAUCUACACGGUCCAGGAGACCGGUGACCAGAAACGCGACCUCGAAAAGGCACGAUUCGACAACGACCAGCCUGCCGAUAACGACGCCAGGGACGUUUAG